AUGAAAGAUAAAGAGGAUAUUGAAUUAGAUAUUAAUGGUAAUAUCAUUACAGCAUCGGAACACCAACAAAUAGAAGAUGACGAACCAAAAGAAAAAUGCGGAGUUUUCGGUAUAUACGCUCCAGAGUUGGACGUAAGCCGUAUUGCCUUUUUUGCAUUGGUUGCACUCCAACAUCGUGGACAAGAAAGUUGUGGUAUUGCAACAUACGAUCAACACCAUGCUGUACACGUAGAGACUGGUAUGGGUCUUGUCAAUCAAGUAUUCACAGAGACUAAUCUAAAACCUCUACGUGGUAACAUGGGAAUCGGUCAUACUCGUUAUUCAACCGCUGGAAAGAGUACAAUCAACAAUGCACAACCAGUUAUCGUGCAGACUUUACAUGGACAAGUAGGAAUUGUCCAAAAUGGUAACCUCACCACUGCACACUCGUUGAGAAGUGAAUUGCUUCAACAAGGUAUCGGUUUCUUUAAAGAGACAGACGUAGAAAUUAUCACUCAAUUGUUGGCUGCUAAUCCACCUGCAAUCAUUCCAACAUCUCCAUUACUUGGUAGUGCCAAUGGUAAUGGUGUUCAUUCAUCUGGUUCUUCAACUCCAUCAACAACAACAAAAUCACAACCAAAUUGGGAACAACGUAUUGCCAAUUUCAUGUCAAAGGCUGAGGGUGCCUAUUCACUCUGUUUAAUGACACCAACUGCAUUGUAUGGUGUCAGAGAUUAUUUGGGUCUUCGUCCACUAUGUAUCGGUGCUCUUGACGUUCCAUCUACAUCGGAUCCAACAAAGACAAUCACUCGUUAUGUCAUUGCUUCGGAGAGUUGUGCUAUCAAUACCAUCGGUGGUAGAUAUAUUAGAGAAGUUAGACCAGGUGAGAUUGUACGUAUCGAUGACAAUGGUUUAGACUCUUUUAUUGGUAGAACCCCUGCCGAUAAACCAGCUCUAUGUGUCUUUGAAUACGUAUACUUUUCGCGUCCAGAUUCAUUGCUCGAGGAUCAACUCAUCCACAGUGUACGUCAGAGAAUGGGUGAACAAUUAGCUCGCGAGUCACCACCACCCCCAGCAUCACAGGCCAACAAAGAUCUAGAGACCAUUGUUAUCGGUGUUCCAGACUCAUCACUUCCAGCAGCCAUUGGUUAUGCCAAACAAUCUGGAUUGGCAUACACAGAAGGAUUGACAAAGAAUCGUUAUAUUCAUCGUACAUUUAUUCAACCAUCGGAUCAUCUUCGUCAACAAGGUAUCAAAUUAAAAUUUAAUCCAUUGUCUGAAAAUAUUAAAGGUCGUAGAGUUGUUUUAGUUGAUGAUUCUAUAGUUAGAGGUAAUACUAUAAAAAAUGCAGGAGCAGUAGAGAUUCAUGUUAGAAUUUCAUCACCACCAGUUAUGCAUCCAUGUUAUAUGGGUAUAGAUAUGGCAACACAUGACCAAUUAGUUGGCUAUCAAAAGACAACCAAACAAGUUUGUGAUUAUAUAGGUGCAGAGAGUUUAGAGUAUCUAAGUUAUCCAGGAAUGAUGAAAUCUGUCAAUAUCGGUUUACUCGAUAAACAACAACAACAACAACAACAACAAAAUGGUAAACUGUUGUGUGACAAUGAAAAGGAAUUAGAGGAUGGCAGUAGACAUUGUUCUGCAUGUUUCUCUGGUGUUUAUCCUUUGGCGAAAUCAAAAUGUGGAAUAGUAUGUGAUAUCAUAUUUCCAAUCAUCGUUGUUUCUUUAUUAUUGGCUUUGAUUUCAUUAUUGUCAAUUAUCGAAUUUGAUUAUGAUCAAUAUGAGAUAUUGACAUUAGAGAAUUAUGUCUAUGAUAUCAAUAGAACAAGAGUAUUGUAUGGUCCAUCUCCAUUGACUCCAACAUCACAAAAGAUAUUGGAUUCAUUAAAGAAUGAUAUCAUCAAUGGAAGCAAUGGACUAUUGCCAAUGCAAUAUGUCGAUCAAUUGUUUGUUGCCUUCAAGACAGAAUCCGAAAUGGAGUCAUACUAUGCCAAUUUCUCAGAGUCUGCUCCUUAUGGUCUAUGGUUCAAUAAUGACCAGCUCUCAUCUACUACCCCAUUUUCAUACAGCAUUCGUUAUGAUCAAGAUCGUUUACCUGCCAACGAUGGUCAUCUAAAGGAAGACUUUUCAACAUCUGCUGUGUUUGCAGAAAGAGGUAUCUGCUCUUUGCAAUUAUCACUCGAUCAAGCAAUCAUUAGAGAGUUGGGAGGUAGAACCAGUCAAUCCAUCAGUGUUUAUCAUCGAUUGUUCCCCAAUCCUCACGAUCAAGCCUAUCAAAAGGUUAGAUUGGGAAGAGAUCUCAUUCACAAAUCGGCAGGUGGUAUCUUUAUUACCGCUGCUCUACUCAUCUAUGCCUAUCGUUUAAUUACUGAUUUGGUUGUGGAAAAGGAAACAAAAAUCAAAGAAGGUAUGACAAUGAUGGGAAUGAGUUCUGCUGCCUACUAUCUCAGUUGGAAUAUUACAUCAAUCUAUAUUGGUCUACCAGUCACAGUUGUACUUUGGUUAAUAUUCAAAAUUUCAAAUAUCAUUCAUUUUGGUAAUUGGGGUUUGGUUUUAUUACUAUUUGUUUUCUAUUUCUUUACUUUAUUGUUAAUUGGUAAUCUUUUAAGUUUAUUCUUUGAUAGAUCAAAGUUUGCAGGUAUUAUAUCAUAUGGUUUUGUAGUUGGUCUAUCUGUAGCUGGUUAUUAUGUUGCCAAAGCAGAGAUGACUCAAAAGGCAAAACUUGCAUUAUCUCUUAUCUCUCCAUUUGGAUUUCAAUGUGCUAUCUUUUCAAUGGCUCAAAAAGAUUUAGAUGGUAUCGAUCCUAAUCCUGAUUAUUUCCCUCAACUUGGUCAUAUUGUUGGAAUGUUAUUUAUUGAUAUAUUAUUAUAUGUAUUGAUUUUAUGGUAUUUGGACAAGGUAGUACCAUCGGAAUAUGGAGUAAAAGAACCUUUUUAUUUCUUUUUAAUGCCAUCCUAUUGGAGAAAGGGUGGAAAAAGAUUUGAUGAUCCAGAAUCAAACGCUUUGAAUAACUAUGCCGACCAAGAUGUUGAACUUAUUCCAGUUGACCUUCGUAACAAGGUGACAGUCUCUAUUCGUGGUCUCAAAAAGGAUUUCAAUACUGGUAAUGGUCUUAGAACCGCUGUCGAUGGUCUUAAUCUUGAAAUGUAUCAAGAUCAAAUUCAUGCAUUUUUAGGUCACAAUGGUGCAGGAAAGUCUACUACAAUUGGAAUGUUAACAGGAUUAAUUAAACCAACUAGUGGUGAUGCAUUGAUUCAAGGUAAUUCUAUUUCACGUGAAAUGAAUAGAGUUAGAAAUGUGAUUGGAGUUUGUCCACAACAAGAUAUUAUUUGGAAAGAGUUGACAGUCUUUGAACAUCUUUCUAUUUAUGCUGCUCUAAAGGGUGUACCUGCUAAUUUGAUUGACAAACAAGCAGAAGAAAUGGCAAGAGAAAUUGGUUUGGCCGAUAAAAUACAUGCUCCUUCUGGAACAAUGUCUGGUGGUCAAAAGAGAAAAUUAUGUCUUGGUAUUGCUUUUAUCGGUCGAUCUGAAGUUAUCUUCCUUGAUGAAGUUACAUCUGGUAUGGAUCCAUUAUCAAGACGUGGAGUAUGGGACUUUUUACUUCGUCACAAAAAAACAAGAACCAUUGUUCUAACAACACAUUUUAUGGAUGAAGCUGAUUUCCUUGGUGAUCGUAUUGCUAUCAUUUCUCAUGGAAAGCUUAGAUGUGAUGGUUCACCACUCUACUUGAAGAAGAAAUUUGGUAUUGGUUAUCUCUUGACAAUGUCAAAGAUUGAAGGUCAAUGUAGAUCACAAGAUGUCAUCAACUUUGUUCAAUCUUACAUACCAGAGGCUGCAGUACUCUCUGAUGUCGGUACAGAAUUAAGUAUCCGUCUUCCCACCUCUUCGUCGAAUCAAUUUGUUCCACUCUUUAUUCAACUCGAUCAACAAAAAGGAUAUCUCGGUGUUGGGCAUUACGGUAUCUCUAUUACAACAAUGGAAGAGGUAUUCUUGAGAAUAGGUCAAGAGUCUGAUGGUGGAGCACGUCAAUUUAAUUUGACAUCAAACAACAAUAACAAUAAUAACAAAGCAAUCAACACCAAUGCAGUGGCUAGAACUGCCAAACAACAACUCUAUGGUCUUCUCAUCAAACGUAUCCGUACUUCGAUCAAAGAUGCACGUGGUUUCUUUUUAUCGAUACUCUUGCCAGCCGUCGUUAUCUUUGCAUCGAUUAUUAUUUAUAAAAGUGUUUCUGGUGGAGAGUCCAACAGUACAUUGCAUUCAUUGCCUCUCUCAAUGUCCAUCUACCCACCAUCACAAGACUUUUUUAUACCCUAUCAAACGGCAGACAAUCAAUCUGCAACCACCUCAUUCCUUGGUACGUCUCCAUUCAUCUCUCAAUUGACCGGACCAAUUACCAGUGACUUUGAAGAUUAUCUCAGAGAUAAUUUUACUAGAGAUCCAGGUGCUCUCCACUUUUCUACUUUGUUGUCUGCCAGUGCCUCUUCAACACUAAACUACACUGCACUAUACAACAUUAAUUACAAACAAACACUUCCAGCGCUCAUCAAUAUGGUAUCAGAUUCACUACUUAGAUCAUCACCCAAUGCCAAUGGAGCUGGUAUUGCGGCCACUUACAAACCAUUUAAACAUGUUUUAACAUUGUUUGAAAAGCAAAGUGACCAAGUUCAAACUCAAACCAUUGUAUUCUUUUCAUUACUGUUUUUGGCUGGCUAUGCAUUGAUGGGCGCAUCAUUUGCAGGAAAUGUUUGUCAAGAACGUGCUUACAAUAUAAAACGUCUAUUGUACAUAUCUGGUUGCAAGAAACAUGUCUAUUGGUUGAGUAAUCUGCUGUGGGAUUACUUUUUUGCAGCCAUCCUUGUUAUGGUUGUCACAAUCACUAUGGUUUGCAUCGAUGAAAGAUUUAGAGAUCAAUGGGCAAUUGUAUUGAUUGCUCAAGUAUUGUAUUGUAUUGGUAUCAUCCCAUUAUCCUACCUUUUCUCUUACAAUUUCAAAACACAUGGAAAAGCAACCGGUGCCAUCUUUGGUCUACUCUACACUAUCGGUAUCGUUUUCUUUAUCACCUCUAUGAAUGUACGAGUACAAGCUGCCUCUCGUCAAUCAACUAAUCUUCAAAACAUUGGAGAUAUAUUAGAUUACAUAUUCUAUGCCAUCUCUCCUCUGUAUUGUCUCGCCAAUACAAUGUUAUUCUUGGCAAAAUUCCCAGGAACUGCAAGAGUCGGACAAUUUGAAGUUGAUGACUUUUGGUCGCUACAUGCUUGUGGACUACCUCUUAUUUACUUGGCUGUUCAUGUUAUUGUUUGGCUUGUUUGGUUGUUUGUAUUGGAUAUGAUGCCAGAGAUCAAAGGUCGUCUUCGUAAUCCUCGUAACGUACGUGCUCCCACUCCAGAACACGAUGAAGAUAGUGAUGUUGCCAAUGAAAGACUACGUAUUCGUUCUUUGGAAAAUGGUGGUGGUGGUGGAUCGGCAGGCCCAGAAGACUUGGUCGUGGUACGUGGUCUACAUAAACUAUUCAAAGCAAGUGGAAAGAACAAAGACAAGAUUGCAGUUCACAACAGUACAUUUGGUAUUCCUCGUGGUCAAACAUUUGGUCUCCUAGGUCUCAAUGGUGCCGGUAAAACGACUACCUUGUCAAUGUUAUCUGGUGAUAUCUAUCCAACCUCUGGCUCUGCAUCCAUUAGUGGUCAUGAUUUGAUCACUGAAAGAUCAGGUGCACUCCAAUCGAUUGGUAGUUGUCCACAAUUUGAUGCACUCAUUCCACUAUUGACAGCAAGGGAGCAACUCACACUCUAUGCUCGUAUCAAGGGUAUACCAGAACACCAAAUACAAGAGACAGUAGAAGCAUUCAUAUCAAUGAUGGAUGUCAGCGGUAUUGCCAACAGUAACGUCGGUGGUUACAGUGGUGGUAACAAGAGAAAGAUUUCACUCUCUAUUGCUAUGCUUGGUAAUCCUUCUGUUGUUUUCCUUGAUGAAGCAAGUACUGGAUGUGAUCCACAAGUAAGACGUUUCAUGUGGAAUGUAAUUACAGAACUUGGCAAGAACAAGGUUAUCAUUAUUACAACACAUUCAAUGGAAGAAUGUGAAGCACUAUGUCAACGUGUUUCAAUCAUGAAGGAUGGUAAACUAACAUGUCUAGGAUCUAUUCAACACAUCAAGAGCAAGUUUGGUUCUGGUUAUUCAAUUGAUAUCAAAUUUAAAAAGGAAUAUGUAGACACUGGUGUUGAUAUUGUACUAAGAUCAUUCCCAGGAUCAUCACUCCUAGAUCGUCACGAUCUCGUUGCCAAUUUUGAACUUCCAAAUCCUCCACAACGUCCAGUUAAAUUAUGUACCAUCUUCCAAAUACUUCAAUCACAACUUCAUUACUUGAUGGAUGAUUAUUCUGUCUCACAAUCUACAUUGGACAGUAUAUUCAUCAAACUCACAGCCUCUACACACGCCGAUAGAUUAGCAACACUAUCUGAACACCAAUACGAAUAUUAUGAUCAAUCAUCAUCUGAUACAGAGAGUGUUUCAAAAAUGAUGUUGAUUGAUAAAUAUAUAAAUAAUAAUAAUAAUCAUACAAUUUUAAAUUAA
Molecule: messenger RNA, 6549 nt
Organism: Cavenderia fasciculata
Lineage: Eukaryota; Evosea; Eumycetozoa; Acytosteliales; Cavenderiaceae
Exons: 11
Coding region: 1-6549 (2182 amino acids)
Biological process (GO): purine nucleobase biosynthetic process; lipid transport; transmembrane transport
Cellular component (GO): intracellular membrane-bounded organelle; membrane
Molecular function (GO): amidophosphoribosyltransferase activity; ATP hydrolysis activity; ABC-type transporter activity
Source: RefSeq, a predicted model, not a curated record